AUGUUCAAUCUCAAAUCCAUCCUUUUCGCGGCUUCCGUCGCUUCUGUCGCCUCCGCUGCCCCGAAUGGGAAGGCGCUGCUUGAACUUGUCAAGCGCCAGGCGACCGAGCCCGGGACUGGCACGAAUAACGGCUACUUCUACUCCUUCUGGACCGAUGGUGGUGGUGAUGUGACCUAUACCAACGGCGAGGGCGGCCAAUACAGCGUGGAGUGGAAAGAUACCGGAAACUUUGUUGCUGGCAAAGGCUGGAACCCCGGCAGUGCUAAGGUCAUCAACUACAGCGGCACCUGGAACCCCAGCGGUAACAGCUACGUGUCCGUGUACGGAUGGACAACCGACCCGCUGAUCGAGUACUACAUCGUCGACAGCUUCAGCACCUACGAUCCGUCGACGGGCGCUGAGCAGCUCGGCACUGUGGAGAGCGACGGCGGCACGUACAAUAUCUAUAAGACCACCCGCGUGGACGCACCGUCCAUUAUAGGCACGGCCACCUUCGACCAGUACUGGUCAGUGCGCACCGAGCACCGCGUGGGUGGCACAAUCACCGUGCAGAAUCACUUUGAUGCAUGGUCCAAGUCAGGGCUGACACUGGGCUCGCACGACUACUUGAUUCUUGCGACUGAGGGCUAUCAGAGCAGUGGGUCUGCCAGUAUGACUCUUGAGUAG
Molecule: messenger RNA, 666 nt
Organism: Aspergillus campestris IBT 28561
Lineage: Eukaryota; Fungi; Ascomycota; Eurotiomycetes; Eurotiales; Aspergillaceae
Product: glycoside hydrolase family 11 protein
Exons: 2
Coding region: 1-666 (221 amino acids)
Biological process (GO): xylan catabolic process
Molecular function (GO): hydrolase activity, hydrolyzing O-glycosyl compounds
Source: RefSeq, a predicted model, not a curated record